AUGGCCAAAAGGAGGCUCAGGCGUACAAGGGUUCUUAUUGUUUUGGAUGAUGUAAGUAAACCAAAGCAGUUAAAGCAUUUAGUCAGUGACGGUGACCUUUUUGCGUCUAGUAGUAGGAUUCUCCUAAAGAUAAGAGAUCAAAAGGUCCUUAGGACGAUUAAAGAUAGCUAUAAGGUCAAAACAUUUGAGUACGAGGUUGAGCAAUUGAAUUAUAGUGAAGCUCUUGAUCUUUUUAAUUUUACAGCUUUUGAUGAAGUAAAGCCUCCCACAUCAGAAUACGCCGAACUAUCCAAGCGGGUAGUGUAUUAUGCUGGAUGCAUUCCGCUAGCUAUUAAAGUUGUGGGAAAUGACCUUGAAGAGAUGAGGGACUGGAGAAGGAUGAGAAAAGGGACUGCAAAUAUUCAAGGACUAUUCCUAGAUUAUUCAGAAAUUGAUGGAGACAUACACUUGGAGCCUACAAUUUUUGAAAAGAUGUGUAAUUUGAGAUUGCUCAAAAUUGUUGGUAUUUCCUUUUACAAGCAACGAAGAAUGUACAUUCAACAUGAACAUGAACGAGGAAUGUACCUUCAACAUGGUCUACAGUAUCUUCCCGAUUCGCUUCGAUAUCUUAAGUGGAAUGAAUAUCCUUUGGAAUCUUUACCACCAACCUUUAAGCCGAGCAAUCUUGUUGAACUGAAGAUGAAACAUAGUCAACUUAAGCAACUUUGGGAUGGAGACCAGGUCAUUGAGAAGUUAAGAGGCAUUGAUCUAAGUUACUGUCGUAAGUUGACUCGAAUUCCAGAUGUUUCUGCUUCUCCAGACCUUGAGAGGAUAAAUCUUGCGUGUUGUGAAUUUUGGCGUGAAAUUCCUUAUUCACAGAUUCAGCAAAAUCUUAACAACCUUAUUGAGGUCAAUUUGAGAAGCUGUGACAGCCUCCGAAAAGUUCCAGAUAGAAUAUUGGACGCGGCAUCUCUGAGAACUCUUACUCUUGACUCUCCUAACCUUCUUCCAACAGUGAUUACAUCUAGGAGCCUGGAGUUUUUAGAUUUAAGUUCAACUGUAAUAAAGGAGACUUCAUCAGUUGAUAACUGCAAACAACUUUCAAAUCUAAGAACUGGACUUCAUCAGUGGUUUGAAUAA
Molecule: messenger RNA, 1119 nt
Organism: Morus notabilis
Lineage: Eukaryota; Viridiplantae; Streptophyta; Magnoliopsida; Rosales; Moraceae
Product: disease resistance protein RRS1-like
Exons: 3
Coding region: 1-1119 (372 amino acids)
Biological process (GO): defense response
Molecular function (GO): ADP binding
Source: RefSeq, a predicted model, not a curated record